AUGGAUUCCGAAUAUCCGCCUCUUCCAUCUUCCAAAGUUAUCGAGGCUUCAACCCAAGAUAUAUCGCUUUCUGAUGGCGAAGGCGUAACGCAAGUAUCUUCUGGAUCAGAGACGCCCAAUCUCGUGGCCAGUGCACAUGUGCACGACGCAUCUUACCACAAUACGCAAGUUAUUGUCAGCAGCGGCGAUCUGAUCCUGGAGUAUGCGUCCUCGAGCCGUGCCCAUACGGGCACAAGGACCCGUUGGAGAGUUUCCAGUGAGGGCUUGAUGCAGAGUAGUCCCUACUUUCGUGCUCUCCUUGAUCCCAACAAGUUUUCCGAGGGCAGGGACUUCAUGAAACAGAGGGAACUACGUAACCUCGAUGUAGGAUCUACCGCGAACGGAGAUGCUGGACUCUCAGAGAAUCAUACGUCUGAACAGAAUGCUGUCCCAACUAUGCGGCUGCCGGAUAAUCAUUUGUCACCACGUCUAGGGCCAGACACUGUUGCACUCUUUCUCCAAGCGCUGUCUUACACUUCGUUCAACGAUGAAGAGAAGAAGAGCUUUGCUGCAGAAGCCAGAUCCCAAAAGCCGUCGUUUAUUGCGGACCUGAUAGAGCUAGCCGAUGCCUUCAACUCUCCUGACGCUGUUCGGGACAGCCUCAAACGGGCUGGCUAUACUCUAGGAAAGCCAAAGCUACCAAUGACCAGGUUCACAUCGGCGAUGUUGAAGCUAAGCGAGAGUCGAAUCCGGCAAUCGAUAUUUAUAGCCAGAUUCCUCAACGAGCGGACCACCUUUCAGAUGCUAACCCAUGCCCUGGUUGUUGCGGGGUCCAGAAACUGGGUGAAUGGACUCGAAGGCACGGAGCCUGGUACUCCCAGCUGGCACUAUUUCUCAGACGGCCUAGAAGACGAACUCUACUACCGCCGCCAAAGCGUCCUAAACACCAUCACCGAUCUCCAAGCCCACUUCCUCCGAAUCUACGGCGCACUUGAGGAACCCACGCUCCCCAAAGCCGGCAUAUUUCCCAGCCCGUCAUCAGUACCCCGACAGUACCAAUGCCGCUGCGGCCUGGGGAACUCGAGCGCCUGCGACACCUUCCACCUCGGCCAAAUGACGCGCUUCUUCUCCCUCCGCACAAAGACAAUCUUCAUCGGCUCCACCCUUUUAGACCCAGAUUUCAACCCAGACAUCGAAGCCACCGACGCCGAAUCGGGGUCAGAAGCAGGCACGCGCCCUACCGAUAUCGCAUCCAUCAUCUCGCAGCUCAAACAGUGCCCGGACUACCAGAUCGACUCCAACCAUGUAGCCUGUGGUAUCCGGCGCCGCUUUCUUCCUUCUCUGGAUUGCAUUGAGGGCUUCGUCGGCGACGAGAGGGGCCUCCUAGGUGUGAACUUGAGCUACUGGCGCGAGCAAGGAAGCGGAUGUAGAGGCGGAGGCGGAGGCAACUGGCCUCAUAUUAACGGAUCAUGGGCAAAUCGUGCCCAUCGUAGAGCGCUAGUCAUUGAUCUUCGCUUGGCCAGGGUUACGGGAAUACCUCUGAUGUCGCCGGGGGGUCUUGGAGCAGAGUACCGCGAGGAGGAUGCGCGGUUGCUGUUUACAGCUAAGAAGAGGAAUUGGGAGGCUUGA
This is a messenger RNA of Aspergillus mulundensis, 1608 nucleotides long. RefSeq lists its product as uncharacterized. The coding region runs from base 1 to 1608 and encodes 535 amino acids. The transcript is spliced from 2 exons. The record is from RefSeq and is a predicted model, not a curated record. Lineage: Eukaryota; Fungi; Ascomycota; Eurotiomycetes; Eurotiales; Aspergillaceae.